Messenger RNA from Neodiprion fabricii, 4244 nucleotides. RefSeq names its product carbonic anhydrase-related protein 10 (gene CARPA). The transcript has 10 exons. Lineage: Eukaryota; Metazoa; Arthropoda; Insecta; Hymenoptera; Diprionidae. Gene Ontology annotation, molecular function: zinc ion binding; carbonate dehydratase activity. The coding region runs from base 1421 to 2419 and encodes 332 amino acids. The record is from RefSeq and is a predicted model, not a curated record.
ACGGUCGCCUCGCGUCCGAAGGCCCGAUUCAUACUCUGGAAAAGACGAGAAUUGUCGAAAGACUGACGCAAAUAUAAUUUGCGAAAUAAUUGAGUUUUUACCCAGGAAUAAAACUCGCGCGGUUAUCGAUUGGAAUACUCAAAUUAUAUUUCUAUAAUUUACUUUUUCGACUAAUACCGUGUUUUGAUUGUUCAUUUAUUUUAUCACUUCACAUCUUACAAAAAUUAAUACAAACGAGACGAUGAUUUUUAGUCGAACUUCUCAUCUCGAGAUGAAAGAGAAACUUUUUCCAUGAUACGAUCGUCGGUUUUUUUGUAACAACGGUUUAUCGUUGAAGUAUUUUUAAAUCGUUAUGCAGUGCUAUCCUCGUUGUUGUUGUUGUUAUAAUAAUUAUUAUUAUUAUUACUAUCGUCGUCAUUGUCGGUCGAACCGAUCAAACGAACGACGAAAUCAAAUUUCAAGAAACUUUUUUUGAAACUUUUACUUUUAAUUUAUUCUUCGUUAUCCUUGGUUGGUGAUUUCUCUCUCGUUCAUUCGUCAUCUUCAUUUCUCUCUCUCUCUCUCUCUCUCUCUUGCUCUUUGAUUUCAAUGUUCUUCGCGACUGUCUAUAAAUGAUGUGAGAUCCUUUGGAAUACGGGAAUACAAAAAAGGUACGAAGAAAAAAAAAUGAUCUCCAAGAUUGAUCCAACGAGAGAUAAUUUUUCAACUCCCAAUAAAUAACCAAGUUUACGCGUAAUAUGAAAAUCGUGAUGAAUGCACAGUUCAUCCUCGUGAUAUGAUAUUUCAUCAUGUAUUUAUAAAAAAUAUAUAAUAUACAUAAUAUAUAUAUAUAUACCGAAGUAAAUAAAUUGUUUAAGAUGAGAUAACCCUACGGUAUCGAGUUGCGCAAGCAGAUGCAGUAAAUAUAACCGAGGGUACGAUGCGUAAUAUGAAAAUUUUUAACGCAGCUCAGGAACGAUAAACACAGUUUCAAGAACAAAGAUGAGAAAAACAAUGAUCAAUAAAGCGUAGCUGUUAGCUAUACGGAAUGAUAGCGAUAGCGAAACAAGGACGAGAAAAAGAAACGAAAAAUCUAACGUCGUAGCAUUAUAUAAAUGCGUCGUUGAAACUACGAUCGCAGAUCCAUGGAUUUGAAUAUCGGCAUUGAGCGCUGAUAGAUCGUCGACGAAAAUUCUCGAGGGUUAAAGAAAAUACAAAACUAAAACGAGGAUAAAUUCUUUUUAAAUAUCGUGAAUGAAGAUCAGAGAAGAUAAUAGUCAAAACGUGUGAAAGUGAACGUAGUGAAGGAAACGGAGGUGGUGGAAAUUUAUAAAAUAAUCACAAAUGCAAUUAAUACAUGGACGGGCAUUAUUAGAAAUACAAAAAAAAGAAAAUUAAUUAGUCCCGAGUAUAAUAUAAUCACUUCUAAUAUCGUACGAAAAUGUUACAUCUGCGGUGCAGGCGGUUUUUCUGUCUCCUCAGCGUUUUUGCCAGCGUUAUUAUCGAGUCCCAAGCCAGCUGGGAAGAAUGGUGGACCUACGACGGAAUAUCAGGUCCGUCGUUCUGGGGCCUGAUAAACCCGCAAUGGUCGCUGUGCAGCAAAGGGCGAAGGCAGAGCCCGAUAAACGUGGAGCCGGACAAAUUGCUGUUCGACCCUCACCUGCGUCCGUUGCACGUUGACAAGCACAAGGUUUCCGGUCACCUGCACAACACGGGUCAGUCGCUGGUGUUCAGAGCCGACCGUGAGGCGAAGGUCCGAGUUAACAUAACGGGGGGACCGCUGGCGUAUCAUUAUCAAUUCGAGGAGAUUUAUAUUCACUACGCACUCGACAAUAACCACGGCUCCGAGCAUCGCGUCAACAACUACGCUUUUCCUGCCGAGAUCCAAAUCUACGGCUUCAACGCUGAGCUUUAUCACAACAUGAGCGAGGCGCAGCACAAAAGCCAGGGACUGGUUGCGGUUUCUCUGAUGGUCCAGUUGGGCGACACUCCGAAUCCAGAAUUAAGGAUCCUGACCAGCACAUUCAACAAGGUUCUGUACAAAGGCGACAAGGCGCAGGUCAGGCACUUGUCGGUGAAGGAAUUGCUGCCGAAAACGAACGGCUAUAUGACGUACGAAGGAAGCACAACGCAUCCCGGAUGUUGGGAAACCACGGUCUGGCUAAUUCUCAACAAGCCGAUAUACAUAACGGCGCAGGAGCUCUACGUGCUGAGGAAGCUCAUGCAGGGACCCGACGGCACCCCGAAAGCUCCCCUGGGGAACAACGCGAGGCCUUUGCAGGGACUCCACCAUCGCACCAUCAGGACGAACAUCGACUUUCGCAGGCGCCCGGACGCAAAAUGCCCGUCGAUGGCCAAGGACAUGCAUUACACAGACGAAUUUUUCUUUCCAGCUAACAAGUGGCAGGACGAUGGAUCCUUAUCGCACAACGUCGUGUAACGACAGUAAUUUUAUAUACGUAUAGAUAUACUACGAUAUCGUAACGAUGAUUAUAAUAACGAUUAUCCGAUAAUCCGAUAAUGAUGGUGUUGACUGCAAUUUGUGACGCGCGAUGCGUGUACACUGUACGUUAUAUGCAAAUGUCGCGCUAUUUCUUUUUUUUCUCUCUUAUUACAUGAUUUCUUUAUUCUUACCUUAAUUUAAUUAAUUUCCUUUCUUUCCUUCGCAUUUCUUUCUGUGAAAAACUUCUAUUUCUCACGGAUCGUGACGAUGGUACAAAACUGUCUUUAGGGAAAAAGGAAGGUCGCGAGAGAUGGAAAAAGAAAAGAAAAACGUGAACGACAGAGACAACAAACGGAGAGACACGAUAAGAUAAUCGGGCCUUCGCGUACACUGCAAGUUAAAACUGAUUACUAUAUACAAAAGUAUAAUUUAUUGUUUAUACUGUAAUAUGUAGAUAUACAUAAUAUAUACUUAUACAUUGUACACAUAUUAUACUGGUAUAUAGUAUGAAAGAGGGAUGAAAAGUGGGCGUAGGGGGAAUGGUACAUAAAUGACAAAUUUUUUCGACACACAAUAAUACCUAGUAAUAAUAACAAUAAUAAUAAUAAUGAUAAUAAUAAUAUUAAUAAUAGUAAUAAUAGUAAUAACGAUAAAUUAACUAACAAUCGAGAGAGAGCUUUACAUGUUCGGCGAUGGGAGAGCGAAUGAAUGAUGAAAAACAUGUUAGCAUUAUUCUCGUAAUUUGCGCAGGAUAUUUCGUUGAUCUAUUUUCAUGUCGAAUUUUUUCCAAACAAGUGACUUAUGCGUAAUUACGUGCAGCCGUAAACUAAUGUUCUUAUUUGCGCGACUUUAUUUCGCUUCCUCAUUUCUUAGACCGUCGAUUGAUACUUUCGGUUCUUUUUUUCUUCGUCAAUUUCGCAUCGUUCUUCGAUCGUGUCGUGUAUAAUAGUUAUACGUAAAACAUACGACAACAAUACAUAUUGUAAUAAAUUCGAUAAUGAUGAUGAUGAUGAUACAGACACACACACACAGACACGCGUAUAAAUAUAGGGUAUAUAAAUAAACAUAUGCAAAUAUAUUAUAUUAUAUACAUAAAGUAUGAUUACCAAUGACGUGUUUUCUGUCAAUUACUUUUGUAGCCAAAAAAAAAAGGAAAACAAAAAAAUAAAAAUAUUGGACUAGCGAAAAUGCGGGGGAAAAAAUUGAAAAAUUAACAAUUUACGUAAUGUGCGUAAAAAAGGAAAAUAUGUAUAUCGACGCCUCGCGAGGAGAACGCAUGUAUAAUUCUAUCUAAGCAUAUAGGUAUAAUUAUAAAAACGAAGAUAGAGAUUCGGAUCAGCAAACUAAAGCUGUGUAUCGAAGAAUGCGGGAGAAAUUUAUCAUCAACGAUGUAAUAAUAUAGUGAUAAUGCGGAGGAAGCUCGGGUGAAACGGGGGCUCCGGCAUAGUUACACUGUAUGCAUGCCAUAUAAUAUUAUAAGCGUCGAGGAUUAAAAUGCUUUUGUAAAUACGUACGCGCUUGGGUGUAUGCAUGAUAUAUGUAUGGGUUUAGUACACUUGUAUAUUGCCCACGCGGGUAUGUGGCGUAACGGAAGAUUUGUAUAGAGAAAAUUGUAUAAAAUGAAACUCUGAUAUGGAAUUGGGAAGAGGGAUGCCUUCGCGGAAAAGAUCCUCGACUCGGGUGUCAAUUCGGACCCUAAACUUUUUUCUUAUGGGAAUUUAGCGUUAUCUAUAAGUUGGGGGGGUACGAAUUUACCACCAAGUGGCAAGUUUUUUCCGUGAGGGUGCGAAAAAUGCCGAAGUAGAAGGAGAAGCGGAAAGAG